Molecule: messenger RNA, 1164 nt
Organism: Paramuricea clavata
Lineage: Eukaryota; Metazoa; Cnidaria; Anthozoa; Malacalcyonacea; Plexauridae
Source: the annotation of a GenBank genome assembly
AUGGAGCCAAAUGCUAAAAGGCAAAAACUUCGUCAAACAACUCUGUUAUUUAAACCAGCCAGUGCUAGUUCAACCAGGUAUAAAGAAUAUAAUUUAUGUGCUUUGAUAUUUUUGUUCUGUGACUUUCCGACUUUGCAAGUUGAAGUUUUAUUUGCUAAAUAGUAUUAAAUAAAUAUCAUGCUGAAGUGACUGUAAAGUGAACCAGGAUUAUAAAUUAAAUAUAAAUAAAAUAAGAUCAUCUGCUACUGCUAGUGCUGGACAUUGAUAUUAUAUGAGUAUUUCUGUACAUGUAAUUGCUUUGUUCUGAAAAUUGUUAUAAAUGAAUUAACAUUUUAAUUUUAUAUCAUAUAUGUAAUAUAUAUUGUAAAUACAGGUAAAUGGUAACGCAGCUUCGCAGCAAACUAAGCCUAUAAUCUAAUAAUCCCUAUAUAUUAUAAACCAACAUAUUCACAUGUGUGUAUUUGCUGCACUGCAAACUACCUUGAUUAGAAUUUGGAUUCUUGAUUAAUAAAUUUUCCAAUGUUUAUUUUAGUAUUAAUUCUUUCACAUUUAUGACUUAUGUAUGGUUUAAAGUUAAUAACUAAGUAACAUAUUUUGGUUCUCCCUUUACAAAAUUAUCAACAUGGUAUAAAUAAUAAAUAGCCAUUGAAAAUUCAUGCUGAUACACGCAUGACACAUUGAAAUGUUCUUUUGCCUUAUUGGUGUAGUGUUGAACCUGAAAGUUCUAUUCCUCCUGAACCUUUACCACCAGUUAAUGAAAGCAGUCUGACUUUUGAUUCUCCAAACAAGGAACAACAUACCUCACCUGUUAAUGAUAUCAAUGACCCUGCCAAUUAUAUUUCCAAAAAGCUUUUUGAUGAUGACAAGUUAUCUUUUCUGAAAUCAAAAUCUGACUUGCCCCAUAACUUUGAAUGUCCUGUUACAGCUGGUAGGAAAUUCAAAUCAUCUUGGAUGCAACAGAGGCCAUGGUUGAGGUAUAGUAUUACAAAGGACAGAGCAUUUUGUGCAUAUUGUAUAUGCUUUGGAGGAAAGAAGAACAUUCCAGGGAAUACCUCAUGUUCUUCAAAUUUGUCCCCAUUCGUGUCAGGUGGAUUUAGCAACUGGAAAAAAGCAACUGGAAAAAAGCAACUGGAAAAGAUAACUACAUUGAUCAACACAUGUUAA